AUGCGCCGCCUCCACCAUCCUCCACCACCCUCAAGCCUCUCGCCUCCUCCAUCGUCUCCACCACCCUCCUGCGCCCUCCAUCAUCCUCGGACCUCUCUCGCCUCCACCACCCUCCUCCGCCGCCUCCACCAUUCUCCUGUGCGCUCCACCGCCUCCACCAUCCUCCUGCGCGCCUCCACCACCCUCAACCCUCCCGUCUCCUGCGCCGCUACCACCAUCCUCCUGCGCGCUCCACCGCCUCCACCACCCUUCUGCGCGCCUCCACCACCCUCAGGCCUCUCGCCUCCUGCGCCGCCUCCACCACCCUCCUGCCUCAUGCCUCCAACACCCUCCACCGCCUCGCGUCUCCACCACCCUCCCACGCCGCCUCCACUGCAAAACCCUAAGAUUUCUUUUUGUAGAGGUUCCACCGCCUCCACCCUCCACUACCUCUAUCCAAACAGAUUUCUGAUUUUGAUUUUGGGGGAAAAUGGUGGUGUUGUAGAUGGUGGUUGUAACCUCGCCGGUGUUAAGAGCGGCGGCGCCGGCACCGGAUUUUGGGGGGAAAUGGCGGUAUUGUAG
Messenger RNA from Salvia miltiorrhiza (redroot sage), 561 nucleotides. Its product is annotated as sulfated surface glycoprotein 185-like. Lineage: Eukaryota; Viridiplantae; Streptophyta; Magnoliopsida; Lamiales; Lamiaceae. The coding region runs from base 1 to 561 and encodes 186 amino acids. The record is from RefSeq and is a predicted model, not a curated record. The transcript is spliced from 2 exons.